Molecule: messenger RNA, 496 nt
Organism: Myzus persicae (green peach aphid)
Lineage: Eukaryota; Metazoa; Arthropoda; Insecta; Hemiptera; Aphididae
Exons: 2
Coding region: 70-426 (118 amino acids)
Source: RefSeq, a predicted model, not a curated record
UUGAUCUUCAGUCGGUUUCGAGUCAGCUACCAGUUAUCAACCAUCCACGUUCAAAAUAAUACCAGAAUAAUGGACUUAAACACAAAGAUUCUAGUUACCACUGUCUAUGUUGUUCUCAUGGCGCUCAGAUCAUUCGGCCAAUAUGGGAACAGAUACAUCCAGAGGGGUCUCGCUCACGAAUUUGAAGGAUUUGAUCAAGGAAAAUACUCGGGUCACGUCCUACCGUAUUCCCAACCUAAUGGUCAGGGUUACACUUUAGGGUGGAACGGGUACCAAGGAGGAAACGUUUUCAAUCCGUAUCAGAAGCUAGGAUAUGGAUAUCAAAACCAAGGAUUUGGCGGAGCUCUAGGAUUUGCAGACGGAGGUCAACUAUUCGGUAUCCAGCAACCAGCAAAUUUUAUUGGUAAUCAAAGAUUUAGGGUAUGAAUAAAAAAUAUAUUGUCUUUGUAAAAAAUACAGUUUCAAUUAUUUAAGACGUUAUAAAAACUGUACACAA